Molecule: messenger RNA, 2516 nt
Organism: Cynoglossus semilaevis (tongue sole)
Lineage: Eukaryota; Metazoa; Chordata; Actinopteri; Pleuronectiformes; Cynoglossidae
Gene: mcrs1
Product: microspherule protein 1
Exons: 14
Coding region: 189-1592 (467 amino acids)
Biological process (GO): positive regulation of transcription by RNA polymerase II
Cellular component (GO): Ino80 complex; MLL1 complex; NSL complex
Molecular function (GO): protein binding; G-quadruplex RNA binding
Source: RefSeq, a predicted model, not a curated record
UGAAUAUCAUAUCAAACAUCGCAGCAAAAAAGAAAAAAAAACAGCAGUCAUGCUAAUGCUAAUAUCCGUUUGUUAACUGCAACUAGCCAGUCGGUACACACAUCUAUACAUGUUAAAAGCACGAUUAGACUACAGUCUAUGGUUAACAGUUUGGAAAGGAACACGUGUAUAUAACAACAAGAAAAAAGAUGCAGGCAGGUGACCCUGUGGUUGGUGCAUCCAUGGCAGUCGCUGGUGCUCAGAGUCGGUCAGAGGAUGAGGAAUCACUUGGAGUAAAAGAUGUAAAAAGGACAGCAACACAAGCAUUUGGCAGCAGUGGUGUCCCCAAACGCAGAAGUUCCUCCAGGUCAAUAAAGAGGAAGAAGUUUGACGAUGAGCUUGUGGAAAGCAGUCUUGUCAAAUCAUCUACUAGAGUUAAAGGCCCUCCUGUCAUGGAGCCUGUUCGGUGUUCAGGAAGUGAACUAUCGUCUGGUGAGAAAAAAAAGAUUGCCAAGUCAGGAACUACUCUCACGCCACCUAUUGCUAUGGUAAUAAACCCUGCACCUAUCACCAAAAGAGUCAAAAAAAGCAAGCAACCGCUGCAUAUUACUAAAGACCUGGGAAGAUGGAAGCCCACAGAUGAUCUGCUGCUAAUAAAUGCUGUGCUACAGACCACAGAUCUAACCUGUGUUCAUCUGGGGGUGAAGUUUAGCUCCCGUUUCACUUUACGUGACAUUAAAGAGAGAUGGUAUGCCCUGCUGUAUGACCCUGUCAUCUCAAAGCUUGCAUGGCAGGCUAUGCGGCAGCUUCACCCAGAGGCCAUUGCAGCAAUUCAAAGCAAAUCCCUCUUCAAUCAGACCGAGGAGGCACUACUGGCCAAGAUUGGUUCAACCAGUCAGCCCAAACUGGACGUGUUCCAAGAGAUGCUGAGCAAACAUCCUGGUGUCUUUCAUCCAUCACGUUCCGCCAAGAGCCUACUGGUGCACUGGCAGCUACUAAAGCAGUAUUACCUUUUGGACGAUCAGAGUGUGCAGCCUCUUCCUAAAGGUGACCAGGUUCUAAACUUUUCUGAUGCUGAGCAGAUGGUGGAUGAUGUGAAGUUAAAAGAAAGCCGGGAUGAGGUUUUAGAACACGAGUUGAUGAUUUCUGAUCGUCACCAGAAAAAGGAGAUCAGACAGUUAGAGCAGGAGUUGCCUCGGUGGCAGGUUCUUGUUGACAGCAUCACAGGCAUGAGCAUGCCCGACUUUGACAACCAAACACUGGCAGCACUCCGAGGACGAAUGGUUCGCUAUCUGAUGAGAUCACGAGAAAUUACGUUAGGAAGGGCAACCAAGGACAAACAGAUAGAUGUUGAUCUUUCACUGGAGGGACCCGCAUGGAAAAUUUCAAGAAAACAAGGAAUCAUCAAAUUAAAGAAUAACGGAGACUUUUUCAUUGCCAACGAGGGCAGACGGCCCAUUUACAUAGAUGGCAGACCAGUCCUGUCUGGAAACAAGUGGAAACUCAAUAAUAACUCAGUGGUAGAGAUCGCAGGUCUUCGCUUUGUUUUUCUCAUCAACUUGGAACUCAUCUCAUUAAUAAAAGCUGAAGCGGCCAAGAUGACACAGCAGUGAACGUCCGCAUUCAAGCUCACAAACGCAUACAUACUGAGGGAGAGGACCAGCCGGUCGUUCUGUGUGGUGCAACUACUAACAACUGAAGUUGUUCUUAAAACCAACACCGCACUGAUGACAACCAUGUUGUUUUGGGAAGAAUACGUUGAAGGCUAAUGUUUGUAAAUGUUUUUGGUCAAAUCUAUGUUGUGUAGAUAGUUCCGGAAUAGAGUUGUGUUUUUCACAUUUUUAAGAAUAUUGUAUUUAAAUCCUGCAGUAAACAUUUCUUAAAAUACUGAACUUGUAAAUACUGUGUCUUUUUUGUACACAAAACAACCAACCUACUGCAAUGGAUCAGACUGAGUCAUUCAUGCUAAAAAUGCCAAGAAAAUAAUAGGACAUUGUUUUUUUCUGACUGAUUUGUUCCUUUGGCCUUUGACCCUUAUCCAAAAUUUCUAUUGCGAAAACAAUAGAGAAGGAUCAAUGACGAGUGUGAGGUGAUCUAAAACAGUCCUUUGACUAUAUGUGGAAUAUUUUCAGUGGUUAAAGUCAGACAACUCAUAAAGAUAAGAGUUUAAACAGCGGUUGAGCUCCUGUGCCUCAAACUAUAUUGCGUGAAAGAACGAUCAAUCUAAAAGAUUAACCAGACUAAAGGACAGAGGUACAUGGUUAAUGAUUCUUCACAGUGAGCGCUUCUUCAUGUCAUCCUAAAACAAACUGUAUCUGCUGUAUAGUUGGUGAUCCUUAAAAAAGGAGCUGAAGAAACUCAUCCAUUUAUUGUUGGAUACCUAUGCAUUACAACACGGUUAUUAACAUUUUAUUAAUUUAUAAAACAUUUAAAUUUAAACCUGUGGAGACUGUAUCUUGUUCUCUAUUUGUUCAUUACGUAAUACUGCUAAUAAAGUCACCAGUUUCCUUCUGGAAACCCCAUAAAAAGAAAGAAAA